CCUUAUUGGGGAUCACAAUAGCUACCGGAGUUAUAUCAGCGCACUACGAGCUAUAUCCGUCCAUGUUUACUGGUGACUUUGCACAAAUGGGAGGGUCUGCCCAUUACUUUUACGACUACUACGUAGUUCCUUGGUGUCGCAUGGGACCUUAUAUCGUUGGCAUAGUAACCGGGUACAUCAUCUACCGGACUGAUGGCAAAUUCAAAAUACCAAAGGGCAUGAAUGUGUUGAUUUGGAUCGCCAUAGCCGUGGCCGCGUGUCUGGUGGUGUACGGAAUUAACGGUCCCGUCAAUGGACAUAUCUGGAGUAACGGUGUAAACGCCCUCUACAACGCCGUGCAUCGCUCCGUGUGGGGAAUGUGUGUUUGCUGGGUUAUCUUUGCCUGUGUCACGGGAAAUGGAGGUCUCGUUAACGACUUUCUGUCGUGGAAGCUGUUCGUCCCCCUCGGUAGACUCAGCUAUUGUAUCUAUCUGACCCACAUACUCGUUCUUCAGUAUUACCUGCAAAGCUUGCGCCAACCAAUUUAUGGCACGACGUUGGAAUUCACUUUCAUUUUCCUUGGAACAUUAUUACUAUCGCUCCUGGUGUCCAUAGUCGCCUCCUUGGCUUUCGAGGCUCCAAUGAUGGCCUUGGAGAAAGUCAUCUUCCGACGAGGCAAAAAGUAAAACAUACAAACACUUCAGAAAAAGGAAAAUUAGAAGUAAUAGUUAAUCCAGAGGAUUCGAAGUGCUAUCCGUCAUGUCGGGAAUGCGAUGUUAAUACGUCUAUCUUUGAAAGUUUUGUGUUAUGUAUAUUGUAGUGAUUUAUCAUUAAAAUACAUCCGCUUGGACA
This is a messenger RNA of Pecten maximus, 831 nucleotides long. RefSeq names its product nose resistant to fluoxetine protein 6-like. The transcript has 5 exons. The record is from RefSeq and is a predicted model, not a curated record. The coding region runs from base 63 to 665 and encodes 200 amino acids. Gene Ontology annotation, molecular function: acyltransferase activity, transferring groups other than amino-acyl groups. NCBI's taxonomy places the organism in Eukaryota, Metazoa, Mollusca, Bivalvia, Pectinida, Pectinidae.